AUGAUAGAUGUAAAAAAAUAUGAUCAAGAUAGAGAAUGGAUAACAGAUGUACCUUUAGAAGAAUAUACAUUACAACAAUUACCUGCUGAACCUGAACUUACAAAAGAAUUAAAGACUGCAUCCUUUCCCGUCGGUGAAUCAGGUACGAAUGUAACAACUGUAACAUUCGGCCAUCGUUCUGGUAAAUUAUUGGCAACGGGUAGUGAUGAUAAUGCCAUACAUAUUUAUUUGAUUGGUCAACCAACAUCAUUACUUGUAUCAUUGAGAUUUUCAAAUGAAGAAAAUUUAUUAGCAUCAGGCAGUCGUUCUGGUGCAGUAAAAAUUUGUGAUCUUGAAAGUCAAAAAGUUAUACAUCCUGGCGGUCAUAAAACAUGUAUUCGUUCAAUUGAAUAUUUCCCAUCAAGUAAUAAUUUUCUAGCAACAGGUGCUGUUGAUGGUACAGCAAAGCUUUGGGAUCCGAGACGAAAAGGUUUCAUAUUCAACUAUAAAGGACACAAUGGAGCUAUAAAUGCAUUAAAAUUUUCUCCCGAUGGACGAUUUUUAAUUACUGCUUCAGAUGAUACAGCUAUUCGAAUGUGGGAUGUUACAGCUGGUAAAGUAUUAAAAGCUUUUCAAGAACAUCAAGGACCUGUAUAUGCGGUUGAAUAUCAUCCAAAAGAACUUUUACUUGCAUCUGGUGGUGCUGAUAGACGAAUUAAGUUUUGGGAUCUUGAAAAACUUCAAUUUAUUUGUGAAACAGAUAUUGAAACAUCAGCAAUUAGAUGUUUAGCAUUCGAACCAACAAAUGCUAGUUAUAUACUUUCCGGAUCAAAUGAUAUGUUACGUGUUUAUAAUUGGGAACCAGUUCAAUUACUUGACACUGUUCAAAUGGGUUGGAAAAAUAUUCUUGACAUGACUAUACAUAAAGAACAACUUUUUGGAGCAUCUGUUUUACAAAAUGAAGUUUGUAUUGGCUCCGUUUAUCUUUCAAAUUUAAAAACAAAACGACGUAUAUCACCCGUUCGUGAUUAUUUUCCAAGUGAUCCCAAAGCGCCAUCAAUUGCAACUACUACACUGUCCGGUCGCCGAAGUCUAUAUCAAGCAAUGACUGUUAAAGAUGAACAUGUCAAACUUAAACCAGAACCAACAAAUACUAUUAAUACAGAUGAAUCAAAAUCAUCGGUUGCUGAUAGUGUUAUGAUUGAUAAUCAAGCUGAUUAUGAUCGAAUUUUUCGUGCUAAAGCACGUUUACCACGUUCGCCUAGUCAUCAAGGAAUUUCAGCACCACCAACAGUUUCUUCUACAUCAUCAUCAUCAUCGGGUGGAUUCACUACACAAACGUCAUCAACAACUGAAGUUACAUCAGUACCUACUUCUGCUGCAACAAAACCAAAAACUUCUCAAUCUGCUUCACCGCCACCUCAACUUGAUAUGUUAAUGCCUAGUAUGCGAAUGCCUAAUCCUACAGUCACUCAAAAUGAACAAUCACGAACCAAUGAACAAAUUUUUGCUAGUUUAUCAAAAGCUAAUCAAACGAUUAGUUCAGUACAACAACAACGUAAAAGUAAUUUAACUUUAUUAAUUGAUUUAUCACGAAAUAAUUCUACACAAACAACUUUUCAAGCAAUUAUUACUUCAAAUGAUCUGUCACUUGAAUGCUUUUUAUUACGUUUUGUUAUUGAAAAACUAGCCAAACGUGAUUGGACACUCGAAUUAUGUGCAUCAAUUUUACCAGCUGUACGCGAUCUGAUCAAAUCUCAUUAUUAUUUGUACAAUUUAACAGGAUGUCAAACACUUGAACGAAUUCUUUCACAUUUUGGUAAAUUAAUCUAUGAUAAUGUUGGAGCUAAAUCAAUUGGUGUAGAUCUGAGUCAACAAGCACGACGUGACAAAUGUCAAACAUGUCAUCAUGUAUUACAUGAAAUUCGAUGUUUACUUGAAGAUCGACUAAAAAAUAUUUCUGAUUUAUCAUUGAGACAAUUAUUCGAUGACAAUUUACGAUUAUUAAAUGCUUGCGAGCGUUCUUGA
Messenger RNA from Rotaria sp. Silwood1, 2007 nucleotides. Lineage: Eukaryota; Metazoa; Rotifera; Eurotatoria; Philodinida; Philodinidae. The record is from the annotation of a GenBank genome assembly.